Molecule: messenger RNA, 1487 nt
Organism: Centruroides sculpturatus (bark scorpion)
Lineage: Eukaryota; Metazoa; Arthropoda; Arachnida; Scorpiones; Buthidae
Exons: 2
Coding region: 48-836 (262 amino acids)
Biological process (GO): neurogenesis
Cellular component (GO): cytosol
Source: RefSeq, a predicted model, not a curated record
UUACGUUUAUACCAACGUUGACGAAAUAGUAUUUUCUGUUUAAUAACAUGGAAAUUAACGAAAUUACACAAAAUAUUUCCCUUCAACUAUGUACCGGUCCAUAUAAAGAUACAGCAAGACAGAACCUACAAUAUCUUCAAGAUGAGUGUAUUGUCUAUCUGUCGAUCGAAAAUGCAAUGGAAACGUACAUUCAAAGUAAAUUUAAUAAAAAUUCAGAAUUACUAAAGCAAUGUCGAAAUUACCUCAUUCGGAAGAUGUGCAUUUCGAAUGUCUGCCGGAUCCACGACUUUGCCUGCGACCAGAAUGACACAUUGAUACAGUAUUAUUGUUGGAAAGUGUUCGAAAGUGCUUCGACAAUUAUAUUCAACGGAAACGACUUUUUACAUUGUAGAAAGACAACUAUAGACAGGUACGUUUCUCGUCCCAUAUAUCCCGACUCUCUAACCGAAAUUCGGCUCUUUAAAGCAAUUUACAAUUGGGCUUUAGUCAAUAUCGUUUACGACGAAAGAAGUAACUUCUGUCUUCCACCGGAGGAAAUUCUUGCAGAACGUUGUCGACACGUAUUAGAACCGUUUAUUAAUAAAAUCAGAUUUCUUAGUAUGUCGAAAAUUGAAUUAGAAAGUGUAGUAUUUCCGUUAAACAUUCUUAAACACGAUGAAAUCUACGAUAUAUGUUUCUAUUUUUAUGACAUUUUACUAGUGUUUUUAUCAAAUAUAUCAACAAUAAGUAAUACUAGAUCGAAAAUAUUCUAUUCCGAGUUAUUUAGGUAUAAAAAUCGCGAAAGUUUGAGAGAAGAUCACGCCAGAACUUUCGACAAUAGAAAUCAUUUCGAGUGAAAAAUUUUUGUUAGUGAAGAUUGCUUCCUUUGUAGUCUUCGAUUGCCGAUCCAUUAUGAUGACAAUGAAAAUAGCUUUAUAAUCACCAAAUUUAAUGGUCUAAUUGGAAAUUCUCAAUUAUGUGUAGAAAUCGAAAAUUUGACAUGCAAUUCGUCUGGUGUCAUAACUCUGACUGAGCCGAUAUUUUUGGAAAAGGAUUCUGAAUCAUUAUUUAAAGUUUUUAUUUGUGGAAGUGAACGGUUUUAUGAACGUACAUUUUUACCGCAUUCUGCUGACAGCUUUGUCUAUGAUUUCUGUCCUUGCCACUCAUCUAAGACAACUGAUAUAAUUUAUAUGGAUGUUGAAUUAUACUUUUAAAUCUUAUUCUUGUGUUUACAUAAAACAUAAUUUUGAAAAAGUGACUACGAAUGUAAAAAGUAUUGUUAUGUAUGUUGUUUUGUUUUAUAGGUUAUUAAAUAAAAUAUUUUACACUUUAAAUAAAUUCUACAUAAGCUCCAUAUGUAGCGCAUAAAAUAUCCUGACAGCAUUCAAUUUCGUACCAUGUGUUACAGAACAUUUCAGCAAUUAUUCCUUCACCAAUUCGCUUCAAUGUUGUAAACCUUUGUUGUGUACAUCGUGUAUUUGACAAAUCUCCAAGUAAAAAAAUCUAGU